Molecule: messenger RNA, 1811 nt
Organism: Lagopus leucura (white-tailed ptarmigan)
Lineage: Eukaryota; Metazoa; Chordata; Aves; Galliformes; Phasianidae
Product: probable low-specificity L-threonine aldolase 2
Exons: 8
Coding region: 1-1290 (429 amino acids)
Biological process (GO): L-threonine catabolic process; glycine biosynthetic process
Cellular component (GO): cytosol
Molecular function (GO): L-allo-threonine aldolase activity
Source: RefSeq, a predicted model, not a curated record
AUGCUGGCGGCGCGGGGCGUGGGGGCUGCGCUCCGCCGGGCGCUGUUGCACGGAGCGGGGUCCCGCCGCGGCGGCGCGGCCAUGGCGGGGGACGGCGGGACCGGGGGCGGCGCGGGGUCGCUGCGGGGCGGAGCGGCGCUUGGGCGCCCGCAGCACGUGGUGGAUCUGCGCAGCGACACCGUCACGCAGCCCGGCCCCGCUAUGCGCAGUGCCAUGGCCCGGGCCGCCGUGGGGGACGACGACUACGGCGAAGACCCCACGGUCAACGAGCUGCAGCAGCUGGCUGCGAGGAUCUUGGGAAUGGAGGAUGCCCUUUUUGUACCCACGGCUACAAUGGCAAACCUCAUUGCAGUGAUGUGCCACUGCCAGCGCAGAGGGGCCCAGCUGCUGCUGGGUGCCCAGGCCCACUUGCACGUCUAUGAGCACGGCGGGGCUGCACAGGUCGCAGGGGUCCACUCACAGGCUCUGUCAGACCUUCCUGAUGGUACUUUGGAUCUGGAGCAGCUGGAGCUGGCCAUCCGUGAGGCCCACGGCAGCCGCUACCACCCCCGCCCCGAGCUCAUCUGCGUGGAGAACACGCACAGCUCAGCAGGCGGCCGGGCGCUGCCUCUCACCUACCUGCAGCAGGUACGCCUGCUGGCUGAGCGCUAUGGGCUGCGGGUGCACAUGGAUGGAGCACGGCUGAUGAAUGCAGCGGUGGCCCAGGCCGUGGAGCCGGCCCGCAUCACCCAGCACUGCGACUCCGUGUCCCUUUGCUUCUCCAAGGGCCUGGGUGCCCCGGCCGGGGCAGUGCUUGCCGGACGCCGGGCAUUUGUGGCGGAGGCCUGGAGGGUGCGGAAGCUGCUGGGAGGAGGGAUGAGGCAGGCGGGCGUGCUGGCGGCUGCUGCCCGCGUUGGAUUGGAGCAGGCAGAGGAAACGCUGCGCAGAGACCACGACAACGCCUGCCGCUUCGCUCAAGGCAUCCAGGAGCUGAACUCGCCUCUUUGCUCUGUCAGCCUGGCGGCUGUAGAGACGAACAUCGUGAUGGUGGAAGUGAAGGGGCUGCCCCCGGCAGAGCUCUGCACAUACCUGCAGGCAGUGAGCGAGGAGGAGCUGGCUGAGACGGGCUGCACUGUCAGCGUCCUGCUGUUCCCCUGGUCGGAGCGCACUGUCCGUGCGGUCUGGCACUGUGAUGUCUCAGCCCAUGACACUGAGCUCGCUCUGAACAAGCUGGGCUUUGUGGCCAGAAAGUGUCAGGAGAAGCUGGCCCAGGGCCGGGGCCCCGGUCCUCGUGGCACAGGAGAGCACUGAGUGCCUCCUCCCAGCCCCGUGGGAGAGCCAUCCCUGCUGGGCUGCAGCAGGCAAGCAUGUGGGCUGGGGCAGCUGCUGGCAAAGGGGCUGGGACCUCCCACAGCGUGCUCCAGGCAUGUUCCCAACCAGCUGCAGCACCAUCUCCACCCCUGCAAGCCAGCAUGCAAGCCCAACCCUAGGGAGACCGCAGUUCACAGCUUCCCAAAAGAGCACCACACCUCCUGGGGCAAUUUCUUUCCCAGACGUGCCCACAGCUCACACCACCAGUCUGGCCAUGCCAAGGCCACUUUCCAUCCAGCAUGCACCAUCCCAAGCACUCCAGUCCUCAGCCCACAGCAGCUGGGACUGCCACGGCCCACACCACACAGCCAAAGCAGGACAAGCAGCAUCCAGGGCCUCUGGGUCAUGCUGCACAGGAACAGCAGGGCAGGAAGAGUUCUCUGCAGCCUUCUGUGCUCAGCACAGUUCUUACUGGUCUAGUGAGGCAACUGAGGUCUAAAUAAACAUUUUUUGGCAAUGCA